AUGCUCUACAGCAUGCCACAGUCGGAGCACGGAAGCUCACACCCACUCCCGUACGGCCCAAUCUACGACGUUCCAAAACCGCUGAAGAACACAGACGAUGUCCUACACGUGAUGCCCGAGAGCGUGAUAGAGAUCCGAGACCUCGGAGUGGGACGAUUUGGAAUGGUCUCCCUUGCAGCGACGGUCGGUCUCAGCUUCAAGGAUAUACGUCUCGGGGAGAACGACGACAAACACCGUAGCCUCCUGGUAGCGAUCAAGAAGUUGAGCCCCGAUGGAGGCAAGAACUUGCGGGAUUCCUUUGAGAAAGAGAUAAAGUACAUGGCUCGGCUGCACCACCCGAACGUGGUGCAUCUGCUGGGGGUGUGUAUGGUGGGCACUCCCUUCAUUAUGAUGGAAUAUAUGGAGAAUGGGGAUCUCAAUGAGUUUCUUCAGAAGCAGAACCUGGUGGAUGACGGGGUGAGCCUCCUGCAGGAAAACGAGAUAUCCCCCCUCGUUUUACUCUAUAUGACGGUGCAGAUCGCCAGCGGGAUGCGCUACCUGGCCUCGCAGCGUGUUGUCCAUCGCGACAUUGCCACCCGCAACUGCCUAGUGGGCCACGACUUUGUCGUCAAGAUCUCCGACUUUGGCAUGAGCCGCAAGCUCUAUGAAUCGUUCUACUACAGGGUCCACGGGAAGCUUAUUCUCCCCAUCAGAUGGAUGGCAUACGAAUCGUUCUAUGGCAAGUUUUCAGUGAAGUCUGAUGUGUGGGCGUUUGGAAUCACCAUGUGGGAGAUACACACCCUCGCUCGCUACGAGCCCUACCACGAGUUAAUCGACGAGGAAUUAAUCGCUGACGCCAUGAAGGGGGACAGACGCCAGCGUCCAGCACGACCGGCCAUUGUCCCCGACGCCAUAUAUGACGUAAUGCUCCGCUGCUGGGUGCACGAUCCGUUCAUGAGGGGAGACUUUGAGGAAGUGUAUUCUCGUCUGUUUUUGGCCUACACGAGGAUGUGCCAGCAGUGUAGUUGA
Messenger RNA from Geodia barretti, 1008 nucleotides. The record is from the annotation of a GenBank genome assembly. Lineage: Eukaryota; Metazoa; Porifera; Demospongiae; Tetractinellida; Geodiidae.